Homarus americanus (American lobster) is the source of this 1645-nucleotide messenger RNA. Its product is annotated as putative methyltransferase DDB_G0268948. The transcript is spliced from 8 exons. Gene Ontology annotation, molecular function: S-adenosylmethionine-dependent methyltransferase activity. The record is from RefSeq and is a predicted model, not a curated record. Lineage: Eukaryota; Metazoa; Arthropoda; Malacostraca; Decapoda; Nephropidae. Bases 105 to 950 code for a protein of 281 amino acids.
GGAACUUUCGUCAGUCAGUGGCUGGCCUUGAGAGGGGGAGAACGUCUCCAUUUGUCAGUGGUGGAUACCUUUUCAAAUAAGGUUUAGGUACGGGGUCACUAAACAUGGAUAAACCAGUGGACAUGGUGUUUAAUAAUGCUGGAUUAGUGAAGAAAUACGCCGAGUUUCGCCCUGUUCCUCCACGCUCUCUCGUCAAUACAGUUGUCGACUAUGUGAAGGAAAAAGUGGAGCCCCUGCAGGUGUGUGUGGACAUUGGGUGUGGGUCAGGACAAAACACCAGGCUGUACAGUGAACAUUUCAAGCAAGUCAUCGGUCUGGAUGUCAGUCUGGAGCAGCUCAGAGUAGCUGAACAAGACCAUCUACAUCAGAAUGUUGUUUACAAGGAGGGGUUAGCUGAGCACAUGCCUGUUGAGAAUGCAUCGGUGGAUCUGGUGACGAGUUGUGCAGCGGUCCAUUGGUUCAACUUAGAUACCUUCUAUAAAGAGGUAGACAGAGUGUUGCGACCGGGGGGAGUACUGGCUUGUUACAGUUACCUGGCUUGUACACCUCUUUAUGCUGGCAAAAACUUAAGGUCAACAAUAUUAGAGAUGCAUUCAAACUUGGACCCCAACUGGUCAAUGGGACAUCGCCAUUUAAACUCUGAUUAUGGCACUCUCCCGGCCUUCUCCCCAGAAGAAGUUUUCAUCUCGUCCAAUGAAGAAAAGUUUGUGGUGGAGACAGAUGCUACACUGGACUCCAUCAUAGGCUACUUGUCCUCCUGGUCGGCCGUCCAGAAACUUCAAGAUCGUGAGGGUGAGGAGGUAGUGUCACAGUUUCUCUCCAAGUGUAAACACAGACUGCAAGAUGAGAUGGGCACUACAGAGGAGGACGCACCGAUGAGGAGCCGCUACACAUAUUUCCUCAGAAUGUGGCGCAAACCUUCAGCACAUGUCAUCCCCGGCAGUUCUUAAUACAGAAGAAACGCAUUCGACUUUUAAUACAACUCUGUUCGUGUAAGAUUUAAAUCCAAUGAUCCAUUAAAAUGGGGAUUUCCUAUAUUAUUAUUUGUAUAUAAGUAAGAUUAUUUUAACCAACCUAAGAAAAGUAUAAUAUGAGAUAGCUCUUAUCAUGGGGUAACCUCCGGUUCUCUCACUAACCUCAUAAACUUGUACUGUACUGUACAUGCUAAACAUAAAGAUCUAACCUGUAACUCACAAUAAACAGUACAGUAAUGGAUCUUAUUAUCAACUCUAGACAGAUGAAUAUAAAACAAUAAUAAAGAAAAACAUUUUGUGCAACUAUAAUAAGAAUCACUUUGUACAGUAGGUUGUGUGUUUAAAGUACAUGCUAAGAACCACGUUUUGAGAUUCUGUACAUUGUAUUUCAUAUUACCUAUACAGUACUGUAAUUAACCUGUAUAGUAUUUAGUAAUUUAAAUUUCUAAAAAAAAGUUAGAUGGGAAUGAAAAUGUAUUGGUAAAUUAGUACUGUUACUGUAUAUACCCUGUAUAAUUUUAAUGUAAAUAUAAAUGGAUAUACAGUACCAUACAGUAUUGUACAUGGUUGGCUAUAGGAACAAAAUUCAAAUCCACAAUUCUUUCAAAACCUGUUUGCGGUAUCUGCAUUCAAGUCUAGGAAGACCAGUAAGAAAAGAAAAUAAUCGGCUA